AUGACACUCUCCUUUAAUUCCUUAAACACAUUAAAUGGCAUUUCUAUAACACAUUCUUUUUAUCAUCCAUCGACAAGAUUAAUUCUCGCCUUAAAGACAAAAACUUUCACUGUAUCAUAUCACUGUUUAAAAGUUUCAAACAUCUUACAAAGCACGAAGAAUGCGAAUAUCAACACUUUGAAUUCACAAAUAACCUCGGUGACUACUCCCGAUUCAUCAACAAAUUCAACUACUACACCUAAUUCACAAAAUAUUACAUCAUCAACCAAGAUAAUAUUGAAUUUUGAGGAGGAUCGAACCGUAAAAAAAGAUGAAAAUUCUAGAAAGCCAGCAUCGAUAGAUACUAUAAUAAAAAAUUCAUUUGUUAAAGAAAAUGAUGUCCCAUGGACUGGAGAAGAAGAUUUAAAAGAUACAAUUUUACGUAUGAUCGUUGACAAAUAUCCUCCAUUGAAAGUCAAACGGGAAUCUGUUAAAGAUUAUAUGGAUGCACAUAGUUCCAAAUCUCAACAUAAUAACUUGACUAAUUUACCCAAUUAUUUAAGUAAUCAUUCAAUAAUAAUAAAAUCAAAAGGCAAUGUGGAUUCAUCUGAUAAUAAGUUACAAAAAAAGAAGGAAAAACUCGAGAAAGUGCGAGAAAGGAAUCAAUCUCGCAUAAUAAAUGCACGAGAAGCUGCAACUGACUAUGCAAUCGGUAAAAAAUAUGGUGAUAAUAAUGAACAAAAAAAAGAUAUAUUACCAAAAAGCAUUGCGGCUUGGAAUUCAAUUGUUGAACAACGUAUUCAAGAAGCGAUUACAGAGGGUAAAUUUAAGAAUUUGCAGUAUCACGGAAAACCAUUACCCUUGGAUGAGAACGAAAAGAAGCAAGGUGCUGCACCAGCAUGGAUAGAAAGUCAAAAAGAUGUUGAGCGAGAAAUAUCAUUGUUCCGACGAAGAAUGUUAGAAA
Messenger RNA from Racocetra fulgida, 943 nucleotides. The record is from the annotation of a GenBank genome assembly. Lineage: Eukaryota; Fungi; Glomeromycota; Glomeromycetes; Diversisporales; Gigasporaceae.